Messenger RNA from Eucalyptus grandis, 621 nucleotides. Its product is annotated as probable calcium-binding protein CML45. The coding region runs from base 1 to 621 and encodes 206 amino acids. The transcript has a single exon. NCBI's taxonomy places the organism in Eukaryota, Viridiplantae, Streptophyta, Magnoliopsida, Myrtales, Myrtaceae. The record is from RefSeq and is a predicted model, not a curated record. Gene Ontology annotation, molecular function: calcium ion binding.
AUGACUCCAAGCGAGAGCCCGGUAUGUCUUCAGCUCAUUUCCGGACUCAUCAACGUUCUCUCGGGCCAUCCCAUCUAUUCGUGGGCCGCUAACAACCUACCCGAAUCCUUCUCGAGAAUCCGCUCUUACCUCCUCCGGCCAAAAGCCGAGGAGAAGGGCUCUUGCGUUGAGCCCUCGAUAGCCCGUCAAUUCAAUGGCAAAGACGACAACGAGGACGACGAUAACGAUGGUGGAGUGAGUGUGUAUAGAGAAGAUGUGGAGGUGGUGAUGGGGAAGCUGGGGCUCUUUGGCAGCCACGUGAGCGACGGUGACGACGACGAACUCAUCCGUCAGGACAGACCGAUGAGCUGCAGCGGGAUCUCGCGGGUGUUCGAGGAGGAAGAGGCGAGCGUGGAGGAAGUGAGGGAGGCCUUCUAUGUGUUUGAUGUGAAUAGGGACGAGUUCAUUGAUGCCAAGGAAUUGCAGAGAGUUUUGUGCGUGUUGGGGUUUGAUAAGAGAGGAGGAGGAGGAGGGUUGGAGGAGGAGUGCGGGAGGAUGAUCAGAGUGUUUGAUGAGAAUGGGGACGGGAGGAUUGAUUUCCAGGAGUUCGUAAAGCUUGUGGAGAAGUGCUCUUCUUGCUGA